CGGGAAGCCGGGCUAAGUCGGGGUGGGGCUGCGGACUCCCAGCGCUUGUGUCACCGUGUCCUUCUCUAGAGACAAAAGCGGUGCGGUAGAGGGAGGGCCCGGGGCCAGGGCCGGAACGGCGGGCGGGGCCGAGCUGAGGAGAGCCGUUUGGGGCCCCCGCCCCCGCGCGCUUCAGUGGUGGCGGCCGAGGGAAGGACUCGCGGCUGCGGGGCUCGCGCCGCUGUCAGUGCGGCGGGGCGCGCGAGCGGCGCGGGCGCGGGCGCGGGGCGGGCGCAGCCGAGCAGCUGAGGGGGCGGCGGCGGCGGCGGCGGCGGGGGCGACUCCCGCGCGUGUGUGCUCAGCUCCUCACGCCGCGGCCGGGGCCGCCUUCCUCCUCCUCCUCCUCCUCUCCCUCCCUUCCGCCCCCGAGUGCGGCGGCACCGCCUCCUUCCGCGCCGCGCGGCUUCCUCCAGACCUCUCGGCGCGGGUGAGCCCUGUUCGCAGAGGCACCUGGUGCUGACCCUGUAACCCAGAAGAGUUAAUUGCAGGCUGAGCUCAGCCUUGGUAUUGGUGGCCACCAUGUCCUUGAAGAUCCAGACAAGCAAUGUAACCAACAAGAAUGACCCCAAGUCUAUCAACUCUCGGGUCUUCAUCGGAAACCUCAACACAGCUGUGGUGAAGAAGUCAGAUGUGGAGACCAUCUUCUCCAAGUAUGGCCGUGUGGCCGGCUGUUCUGUGCACAAAGGCUAUGCCUUUGUGCAGUAUGCCAACGAGCGUCAUGCCCGGGCAGCUGUGCUGGGAGAGAAUGGGCGGGUGCUGGCCGGGCAGACUCUGGAUAUCAACAUGGCUGGAGAGCCCAAGCCUAACAGACCCAAGGGGCUAAAGAGAGCAGCAUCUGCCAUAUACAGUGGCUACAGCUUUGACUAUGAUUACUACCGGGACGACUUCUACGACAGGCUCUUCGACUAUAGGGGCCGCCUGUCACCUGUGCCAGUGCCCAGGGCGGUCCCUGUGAAGCGACCACGGGUCACAGUCCCCUUGGUCCGGCGCGUCAAAACCACCAUACCUGUCAAGCUCUUUGCCCGCUCCACAGCCAUUACUGCCGGCUCAGCCAAGAUCAAGUUAAAGAGCAGUGAGCUGCAGACCAUCAAGACAGAGCUGACACAGAUCAAGUCCAACAUCGACGCUCUACUGGGCCGCUUGGAGCAGAUUGCCGAGGAGCAGAAGGCUAACCCAGAUGGCAAGAAGAAGGGCGACAGCAGCAGUGGCAGUGGUGGGGGCAGUAGUGGUGGCAGCAGCCGGCCACCAGCCCCCCAGGAGGACACAGCUUCUGAAGCAGGCACACCCCAGGGAGAAGCACAGGCCCGAGACGACGGCGAUGAGGAGGGGCUGCUGACGCACAGUGAGGAAGAGCUGGAGCACAGCCAGGACACAGACGCGGAGGAUGGGGCCUUGCAGUAAGCAGCUUGACAGGAGCGAUGGCCACCGGCAGGAGAAGGGCGUGCACUGUACCAGGCCUAAAGCUGGGCACCCACCCCUGGAGACCACCCCCGGCAGGUCCCAGGAGAGCUGGCAGCAGGCACCUCCUCCCCCACACAUCCCAGCCAGUGCCACAUCCUCUGCAGGUGGAGUUAUCAGCCUCCCGUCCCCACACGCCCUCCCUGUUGGCACUGCCCAGGCCAGAGGGCAGAACACAGAGGUUUCCCCACACUCUACCUCCCCUCCCAGAACACUCCCAGGCUUGGAGUUUUUCUAUAGGUUUGGAGUUGGGAGGGUUCCAGGGAGGGUACCCGGACAAUAAAGAGAUUGGAUCCCAA
Messenger RNA from Canis lupus familiaris (dog), 1796 nucleotides. It is a transcript of the gene RALY, whose product is annotated as RALY heterogeneous nuclear ribonucleoprotein. Bases 559 to 1440 code for a protein of 293 amino acids. Gene Ontology annotation, cellular component: nucleus. Gene Ontology annotation, molecular function: RNA binding. Lineage: Eukaryota; Metazoa; Chordata; Mammalia; Carnivora; Canidae. The record is from RefSeq and is a predicted model, not a curated record. The transcript is spliced from 10 exons.